Saccostrea echinata is the source of this 615-nucleotide messenger RNA. Its product is annotated as placenta-specific gene 8 protein-like. The record is from RefSeq and is a predicted model, not a curated record. The transcript has 3 exons. Bases 44 to 406 code for a protein of 120 amino acids. Lineage: Eukaryota; Metazoa; Mollusca; Bivalvia; Ostreida; Ostreidae.
GCUUGCGCGGGAUUUCAUCUAGUUCUGAAUAUAUAUUGACAAGAUGUCGACUACGAUAGUUGUUCAGCAACCAUCAGUUAUUCCAGAUAAUAGGCUGAUGGUGACUACUAUUGAAGGCCACAGACAGUGGAGCACUGGCCUAUUUGACUGCUUCUCUGACAUUAAAACGUGCAUCAUUGGAUACUUCUGCCUUCCUUGUACCUUAUGUAACUUGGCCUCUAGAACUGGAGAGUGUUGCUGUAUGCCUUACUUUGUUUCAGGAGGAACAGUUGUUAUGAGAAGCAGGAUCAGAACCAUUGGGGGCAUCCAGGGUUCCGCUUGUAAUGACUGUAUGGUACUGUCUUGUUGUGUCCCUUGUGCAGUGUGCCAGAUGCAGAGAGAACUCAACAAUAUGGGAGUUCCAUAAGGACAGCAUCUCCAAAGAUUUUAGAAUUAAAUUAUUUUUUGUAAAGAAAGUUUUUUUUCUCUUUGUUUUCUACAGCUCCUAUGCUUUAUCAAGCGGACAUUAAUUCCUCUUUAUCCACUUGGUGUAUUUAAACGUAAAAAAUGAAUAUUAUUUCUGUAUUUUUUUUAAAUAUAAUUUUGGAAUAAAAGGAUUAAACGCUUUAUCGUAAA